CAAGGAGUGGUUAGGUUUGUCGAUAUUAAUUGCAUUAUCGUAUUUAAAAUGGUUUGUUCCCAGGCCGCCGAAGAGCCGCUUGAUUACUUAUUCAAUACUCCCACCGCGAGCUCGACAAGGAGAGAAGAUGCCGCUAAUGGUUCUCGAGGGCGUCAAGUAGGUAACACUGAUGCUAAGAAAAACGUUGAAUUUGGAGAACAGUGUCACGCGCGCGGCUUAAAGAAAUACCAGAAAAUUCGUUCAACGAAAAUAAAUCUUCGUCGAGGGUACAAUAGAAAUAAAAGAAAUUGCACAAAAAACAGCGUCAAAGUAAAUACGUGGACAGCUGAGAAGGGAAGAGGCAGUCUUGUGGCGGCUUUUGACGAACGACACACGUCUUCAAAAUUCAGCGGACCUUACACACAACGAAGACCAUAUUCAGGAAUAGUAAAGUUUCUUCUCGUCGUAGUUAUCAUGGGUUCUUUGCCAGGGAUCGAUCCCUCAGAACUAUCAGACACUGUAUGCAAAUUCAUCGAACAUAAAGACAAUUGCGCAAGCAAACUAGCAGUAGACAGCACAAAUCUUGUACCUGGAAAACUUUACUGUCCCGGAGAAUUUGACAACUACAUGUGUUGGCCACAUGGAGAACCAGGUCAGAUUGCAAAAGGACCAUGUCCUAAUUUAUACCGCAAUCAAAAUAAUACAAAGUUUGGAUUUCGAUUUUGUCAAGAAAAUGGUUCAUGGUAUAACGCAUGGGAUCACGAGUUGUCGCAAUACGUCGUAUGGCGGCACAUUGACCACUGCGACCCGUUCAAAUCAAAUGAAAACGAAACUGACACACUUGAUGAUACUGACGAGGGCGAGACUCAACUGCUUUCAAACUUUCGAAUCAUGUACAGCGUGGGAUACGGAGUUUCAUUAGUCUGUCUUGUCAUUGCGUUGCUCUUGCUAGCGUUUUUCAAAAAACUUCACUGCACGCGAAAUUACAUUCACAUGAACUUGAUGAUAUCUUUCAUUAUACGAUACGUCGUAAUUUUAAUCAAGGAUAGCGUUCUCACGGCGCAUUACAGACUUGACGGUCUUACAGAUGUAGCAAGCGCUUUGGAUUUUGAUCAAAUGAGACAGUACUGUCAUGAAUACAAUACGACAGGUUGGGUUCUGACUCGAUGUCGUCUGGCCGUAACCUUGAUGCAUUACGCAAUUACUGCUAACUACUUUUGGUUGCUUGCUGAAGGACUAUACUUACAAAUGCUCUUGGUAUUUGUCAUGUCGGAGCACAAAUACUUCGCUGGUUUCCUGGCUUUCGGCUGGGGGGCUCCUUGGAUAUCUGUAUUAAUUUGGGUGGCUUUGCGUAUGAAUUAUGAAAACAGUGGCUGCUUUGACAUGAACGAUGAAAUGCAUAUUUGGUGGACGAUACGAGUACCGAUAAUAAUCUCUAUCGUGAUCAACUGCUUCAUUUUCGUGAACAUCGUUCGUCUAAUUGUAUCAAAGCUGCAGGCUCAUAACAUGGCACACACGGAUAUGAAGCUGAGACUCGCUAAGUCGACGCUAGCCCUCAUUCCUCUACUCGGAAUGCAUUACAUAGUAUUUCUCGCACUCACUGAUGAAGUCACUGAAAAGCAGGGAACUACUAUCCAUUUAAAACUUGCAUUCGAAAUGUUUUUGAGUUCAAUUCAGGGUACCUUCGUUUCCGUACUUUACUGUUUUUUGAAUGGCGAAGUUCAAACAGAAGUGCGCAAAGCUUGGCGAGAUUGGAGAACCAGAAAAGACCUUCCGAAAGGAGCUUGCAAUUUACGGAAAGGCUCAACAAUAAACAGUGCUAACCAAACUACACAAGUGACGUUUUUUUCACGGCAUUCUACCACUGGCGCGGAUAUUACUAUACAAGAUCCCUGUCACAAUUCACCCAAUUCAGUUCGCCUAGAACUUGACAGUAGAGCAAAUUCAAUAGUACGGAAAAACAGCAAUGUAUCGGAUUCAAAACAACUGAAAGGCGAAACUUGUAACGGAAAUGGGAUAUUGCUGGAUGCAAAAAAGAAGCAAAUAUACUACGAACCGAUAAACAGAAAUAACAAUUCAAUGAUUACAGAUUCUUCUCCGUUACCUAACUCAAACGGAAACGAAACAAAUGGCAACAUAGAAUGCCAAGAUAACGAACCUUUUCUACAAGAAGACAUUGUCUGAAAAUCAUGUAUUAAUUUGCAAAUCUAGAAUGUGAGCCGCUAAAGACAUGCGAGGCUGAGCGAACGCGAUUGCAUACGCCACCGUUGUUUGAUACAUGUACUUGUAUGUAAAUUUUUCAAGUAUGGAUCACAAUCGGCCAUGGCGCGAGCAUGGAAUAUAUGUGGCCAUAUCUCGUCUCACAACAAUAUUCCGGUGAUUUGAAUUUAAUUGGGAAUGUGGAAAAUAUUUAUAUCGAUGUAUCAAACUUGUGUCUUCUUUUACUCGUAACAAUUAUUUUAUAUAUUUUUCACCAAUUUUCUUUUAUUCAACAUUUUCCCAAGCUAUCGCCAUUCCAACUAAUUGUAUUUAUAUUUAAGUUCUUUAAAAUUACGACUCAGUGAAAACACUUGGUUGCGUAAUAUGUGCGCACUGCAUAUACGAAAACACACGCAUUGUUCAGCAAAGUUACUUCAAAUAGGCUAAACCUCGAAGCGAAUUCACAAACCGAAAUUGGCUCUUUGGCAUCAUCAAUUUAAUGCUCAUACCAAUCAACCUUGCCUGUUUGUUUUAAACACUAAGUUGGUCUCCAAGUCAUCAUAACAGCUAUCAAUUAUGUCGUUUUUUAGGAAAAGAAACGUGGUUUAUUUCUGCCAUUCGUUGAUAUUUCACAGCCAAGUGGAACCCAGUAUCAAAAUAUUCAGAUAUAGUUCGCUAAUGAGGCACUCCUGUUAAGCGACCAAUCCACAAAAAGAUUUGGCCUUAACUAAACUCACAGUUUGUUCUAUAUCUUCAAGUUAUUAUUUGCAACCGUGAAUUUUUGUUUUGGCUGUAUAAUAUUUAUUUAAGUUAUUGGAACUGAAACUGCGUUUACAGCAUCGUCUUUUGUUUACAAAAUUCAAAAAUUCCCUCCUCAUCAAAUGCAUGAAGCUUCAUGCAGUAUGUAAGAAAAAGCACUGUGAGCGUGAACAUUUAGUAAGUGUUAUUUCAAUAUUAUGUUUUGUUUUUCUGAAAUACAAGACAAUAACUCGUUUGUUCAAUUUUUCAUCGUCAUGGUAAUUUACUUUUAUUAUUUUAAAUUCAAAAAUUUGUUCCUAUUUUGCAUUUCAAGUUGUGAGUAGUUCAUCCCACCACAUAUUAAAUUGAAAAAAAGUAUACUAAACAAAAACAGAUUACACUUGUUUUGUUGUUCCAUAUAUUUUUAAAUAUAUGUGUUGAAGUCACUCAGAUGUCAACCGUAAACAAUGAGGACAUUUCGACGUUCCUAGUUAUGUACGCUCAUGGCUUCGAAAAUGAGUUCUGUCGUAUUAUUACAAAACUUAAAUAUCAUCAAAAUAGUUCGGGGCAGAAAGUUUUAUUACGAUAAUCAUGGAUAAUGAGUUUCGGAGAUGCACCAAACAAUUUAUUUUCCUCUAUUACCAUAAAAAUACAUCUUGAGUGAACUUUAAUCCCAAUCGUCUUCUACCUUUUUGAAUUUCCUACAAUGUUCGGCAUAGCUAUAGACAGACAAUAUCGACGACUAAAAUACUUUGUACGAUUGUACAAAAAAAUUAUAUAUUUCAAGUGAAUAUUAUUGAAGCAUGGACAAGCAAUCGCCAACGCGAUGAGCGAUAAAUACAUUACAUGUGUGUUAGAAGAUAUCAGUUGACGCAAAACUAGGUUUAGUCAAGUUUAAGAAGAAAACGUUGGAAUGCUCGAUGAUAUGAUCAGACUUUACCGUAAAUAUAGCCGAUAAACGAGUCCGAAAAGACAUGAACAAGUUCGUAUAUGGAAGCCCUAAAGCAUAAUUUGUAUAUAUUCAUUUUGUGUUGAAACUUUGAAGCUUUUGAAUCUUUAAAAAGAAGACUGCACCCGAAUCCUAGUCAUAAAGUGAGCAUAUUCUUCCACUGAAUCAAUAAGUGAAAAAUUUGAGUACUAAUUUUUUGAAAAUUAUUUUAGAAAUAUUGUCCAAAUAAAAAUUCUCCUCUUG
Styela clava is the source of this 4108-nucleotide messenger RNA. RefSeq names its product glucagon-like peptide 1 receptor. Gene Ontology annotation, molecular function: G protein-coupled peptide receptor activity; peptide hormone binding. Gene Ontology annotation, biological process: cell surface receptor signaling pathway; adenylate cyclase-modulating G protein-coupled receptor signaling pathway. Gene Ontology annotation, cellular component: plasma membrane. The record is from RefSeq and is a predicted model, not a curated record. Lineage: Eukaryota; Metazoa; Chordata; Ascidiacea; Stolidobranchia; Styelidae.